UGGAGCUGGAGCUGUCUUCCCAGUAUCUCAGCGACAAUGAAGACGGAUUUUAAGUUCUCCAACCUGCUGGGCACGGUCUAUCGCAAGGGAAAUCUUCUCUUCACUCCAGAUGGAACGUGCCUGCUUUCCCCUGUAGGAAACAGGGUCACAGUCUUUGACCUCGUACAUAAUACUUCCUAUACCCUCCCAUUUGCACAUCGCACGAAUAUCGACCGUCUCGAUAUUUCACCUCGAGGAAAUCUCUUACUUUCCGUUGACGAAAAUGGUCGUGCCAUCCUGACGAACCUCUAUCGCAGAAUUGUGAUGCACCAUUUCUCUUUCAAGUCUCGAAUCUCCGCGCUGAAAUUCUCACAAACUGGUCGGCAUUUCGCAGUAGGCGUGGGAAGACGACUGCAGAUAUGGCAUACCCCUUCGACUCCAGGCACUGACAAUAACGGCGAAAUUGAAUACGCGCCAUUCAUUCUGCAUCGUGAUCUUGCCGCCCAUUUUGAUGUGAUUCAAAAUAUUGAGUGGUCUAGCGAUUCGCGCUUCCUUCUCACAGCCUCUAAGGACCUUACAGCGCGAAUAUGGAGCUUAGAUCCAGAAGAGGGUUUCGAGCCAACGGUUCUGGCGGGGCACAGACAGGGGGUUAAAGCAGCAUACUUUUCAGCGGACCAAGAAUCUAUUUACACCGUCAGUCAAGAUGGCGCUCUUUUUCGAUGGGAAUAUGUGACCAAAAAUGAUCCGGAGUCUAUGGAGGAUACUUCGGAUGCUCGUUGGAGAAUUGUGAAAAAGGAUUACUUCAUGCAAAAUGAUGCCAAAGUCAACUGCGCCGCUUUCCACGCGGAGUCAAAUCUUCUAGUUGUGGGCUUCUCGAACGGCUUAUUCGGCCUAUACGACCUCCCAGAAUUCCACAUGAUCCAUAUGUUGAGUAUUUCUCAGAGCAAAAUUGACUAUGUAACAAUAAACAAAUCUGGCGAGUGGCUGGCUUUCGGUUCAUCGAAGCUAGGCCAGUUGCUAGUCUGGGAAUGGCAAUCUGAGUCGUACAUCCUAAAGCAGCAGGGGCAUAUCGAUUCUAUGAAUUCUCUUGUUUACUCUCCUGAUGGUCAGAAAAUUGUCACCACAUCUGAUGAUGGUAAAGUUAAGGUCUGGGAUGUCAGGUCUGGCUUUUGCAUUGUGACUUUCACAGAGCAUACAAGUGGAGUGACGGCAUGCGAAUUUGCAAAGAAAGGAAAUGUUCUAUUCACAGCAUCCCUGGAUGGCUCUGUGCGAGCAUGGGAUCUUGUCCGUUAUCGGAAUUUCCGGGCAUUUACAGCGCCAUCUCGGUUGUCGUUCUCCUCUCUUGCGGUCGAUCCCAGCGGAGAAGUUGUCUGUGCUGGGUCUCCUGAUUCUUUCGACAUUCAUUUGUGGUCUGUUCAAACAGGUCAAUUGCUUGAUCAAUUGUCCGGCCACGAAGGACCUGUUUCAUCUUUGGCUUUCGCGGCGGAUGGUAACCAUCUAGUCAGCGGCAGUUGGGAUCACACUGUCAGAAUAUGGAGCAUAUUCGGAAGAACGCAGACCAGUGAGCCUUUGCAGCUGAUGUCCGACGUUCUCAGUGUGGCUUUUCGGCCCGACGGGAAGCAGGUCGCUGCAUCGACUCUUGACGGCCAGUUGUCUUUCUGGUCGGUUUCCGACGCUAUCCAAGAAGGUGGAAUUGAGGGUCGUCGAGAUGUGUCCGGAGGACGGAAGGUAUCGGAUCGCCAGACAGCUGCAAACGCUGCUGGGACAAAGUCAUUCAACAAAAUCACAUAUAGCGCAGACGGCAGCUGUGUCUUGGGUGGAGGUAACAGCAAAUACAUUUGCUUGUAUGAUGUAAGAACUGGGUCUUUGUUGAAAAAAUUUACGGUCUCGGUCAACACUUCGCUCGAUGGCACGCAGGAGAUUCUGAACAGCCGUGACUUGACAGAGGCUGGGCCGCGUGCUCUCAUAGACGAAACAGGAGAGGCAUCGGAUCUCGAAGACCGUAUGGACCGCACCCUCCCAGGUGCGAAGCGUGGUGAUGCUGGAGCUCGCACUACGAGACCUGAGGUGAGAGUCACUUCCGUUGGCUUCUCCCCGACCGGGCGAUCGUUUUGUGCAGCCUCCACGGAAGGUCUUCUUAUCUACAGCCUCGACACCGAGUUCGUGUUCGACCCUUUCGACCUCGACAUAUCCAUCACCCCAUCUAGCAUUCUUGCUACCCUUGACGCUGCGAGAAGUUCCACCGACGAGGACGCCAGCUUCCUCAAAGCACUCAUCAUGUCUUUCCGUCUUAAUGAGUCUAAGCUCAUACGCGUUGUCUACGAGGCAGUCCCCCCAUCCGAUAUACCUCACGUCGUUCGCGAAAUACCCACUGUCUACCUCUCUCGACUUCUCCGUUUUGUGGCCUAUGCUGCAGAAGAAACCCCCCAUCUUGAAUUUAAUCUUCUAUGGAUCCAGUCUCUCCUGAGCAGCCAUGGCAGGUACCUGAAAGACAACUCUGGCACAUUUGCACCCGAACUUCGCGCCGUGCAGAGAGCCAUCGAUGACAUCAACCAGAACCUCAAGAAAAUGAUGGACCAGAAUGCCUACACUCUGAAGUACCUUAUUUCGAAACCUGUGCUUGGCAGUAACAAUACCAAUGGAGUUCUGAAGGCAAUUGAGAACGGCGCUGACUCUGCCAUCGUUAAUGGUGAUGAUGAGCAUAUGGCUGGUGUUGAUGACAAUGACGAUGACGGGGAGGGCGAGUGGAUUGGCCUUGAGUGAGCUAUUGAUAUGGUUUUCUUUCUUCUUUCCCCCUUUUCAUAUUAUGUAUAUACCAAGACGUUUUGCAUCUGCGCCUGGCGUUCCUCUUUGUAUAGUCAAUAUACCGGGAAAGACCUUAAAAGGUUAGAAAAGAGUUAAUAGUGGGUUUCCCUGAUCAAUAUCCUUAGUCUACUAUGAGUAUUCUCACUAUGAGCAGUCUCUACUGGGAAUGCACUU
This is a messenger RNA of Monascus purpureus, 2958 nucleotides long. The record is from the annotation of a GenBank genome assembly. Lineage: Eukaryota; Fungi; Ascomycota; Eurotiomycetes; Eurotiales; Aspergillaceae.